Ailuropoda melanoleuca (giant panda) is the source of this 2029-nucleotide messenger RNA. RefSeq names its product serine/threonine kinase 38 like (gene STK38L). The transcript is spliced from 13 exons. Gene Ontology annotation, biological process: protein phosphorylation. Gene Ontology annotation, molecular function: ATP binding; protein serine/threonine kinase activity. The record is from RefSeq and is a predicted model, not a curated record. Lineage: Eukaryota; Metazoa; Chordata; Mammalia; Carnivora; Ursidae. Bases 207 to 1448 code for a protein of 413 amino acids.
GGCGGGGCGAGGGCGGAGCGGGCAAAAGGGAGCGGACGGGGCCCGGACCGGUUGCGGUCCGUGCGGAGGCUGAGCCGGCCGCGGGUGCGACCGGAGGCAGAUAAGGACACUGACACCCUGAGAGCUCUCAGAGUUCGUCAGUGACAGAGCCAGAAUUUAAAUCCAGGCAGUGGAACACCAUUCUGGCAACCAACAGUUAAAACUGGAUGUUAAUGGCAGUUUCGGUUACUAUGGCAAUGACGGCAGGGACUACAAACACCUUUCCUAUGAGCAACCAUACCCGGGAAAGAGUGACUGUGGCCAAGCUCACGUUGGAGAAUUUUUACAGCAACCUAAUUUUACAGCAUGAAGAGAGAGAAACCAGGCAGAAGAAAUUAGAAGUGGCCAUGGAAGAGGAAGGAUUAGCAGAUGAAGAGGUAACUACGUUAGCUGUAAUUACUGUGACUGUGGCCCAUAUCCGAGCAGAAAGAGAUAUUUUGGUAGAAGCAGAUGGUGCCUGGGUGGUGAAGAUGUUUUACAGUUUUCAAGAUAAGAGGAACCUUUAUCUGAUCAUGGAAUUUCUCCCUGGAGGUGACAUGAUGACAUUGCUAAUGAAGAAAGAUACUUUGACAGAAGAGGAGACACAGUUCUACAUUUCAGAGACUGUUCUAGCAAUAGAUGCAAUCCACCAGUUGGGUUUCAUCCAUCGGGAUAUUAAACCAGACAACCUUUUAUUGGACGCCAAGGGUCAUGUAAAAUUAUCUGAUUUUGGUUUAUGCACGGGAUUAAAGAAAGCUCAUAGGACUGAAUUCUACAGAAACCUUACACACAACCCGCCCAGUGACUUCUCAUUUCAGAACAUGAACUCAAAGAGGAAAGCAGAAACAUGGAAGAAGAACAGGAGACAGCUGGCAUAUUCCACAGUUGGGACACCAGAUUACAUUGCUCCAGAAGUAUUCAUGCAGACCGGUUACAACAAAUUGUGUGACUGGUGGUCUUUGGGAGUGAUUAUGUAUGAAAUGCUAAUAGGAUAUCCACCUUUCUGCUCUGAAACUCCUCAAGAAACAUAUAGAAAAGUGAUGAACUGGAAAGAAACUUUGGUAUUUCCUCCAGAGGUACCUAUAUCUGAGAAAGCCAAGGACUUAAUUCUUAGAUUUUGUAUUGAUUCUGAAAACAGAAUUGGAAAUAGUGGAGUAGAAGAAAUAAAAGGUCAUCCUUUUUUUGAAGGUGUAGACUGGGGGCACAUCAGGGAAAGACCAGCAGCAAUCCCUAUAGAAAUCAAAAGCAUUGAUGAUACUUCAAAUUUUGAUGACUUCCCCGAAUCUGAUAUUUUACAACCAGUGCCAAACACCACAGAACCGGACUACAAAUCCAAAGACUGGGUUUUUCUCAAUUAUACCUAUAAAAGGUUUGAAGGGUUGACUCAGCGCGGCUCUAUCCCCACCUACAUGAAAGCUGGAAAAUUAUGAAUGGAGAUCACGUUUGCCCACAACCAAGAGAACUCAGGUAGCUGCAUCACCAGGCUUGCUUGGCGUAGAUAACAAUACACUGAAAUACUCCCGACGACGGUGGUGCUUACGACAAGAGGAAAUUCUACAGGAUUAGGAUUUCUAAGACUACUGCAGGAAUUGGUUGGCAGUGCCAGCUGGCUUUUUUUUUUUUUGAUAUUUUAUUAUUUUUAGUUAACUUUAUUAUACGAAGGUACUGGAAUAAAAGAAAUGUACAUCCCUUUGUAACUGCACUGCCUACACGCGUAUUAAGGUCCAUUCUGCCUGUGUGUGCUGUGGCUUUGUACUGUAACACCUCUGAUCAAUUCAGGAGAAACAUAUCAUUUAAAGCAACAUAGGCUAACCUGUAGGUAACACUGCAGUAUUGCUGUUUUACUGCAAAUCUUAUGGGUCUAGAUAAUCAAAAAAAGCCAUCUUCCAUAGUCAGUGUUAGAAUACUUGCCCUAUUGGUUUGGACAUCUAUAGAAUGAAUAGAUACGAAGACAAUUUCUGUAAUGGUUUUAAGAAAUUUUAAAAAGGAAAUACACUGGUUAUUUAAAAAA